Anisakis simplex (herring worm) is the source of this 219-nucleotide messenger RNA. The record is from the annotation of a GenBank genome assembly. Lineage: Eukaryota; Metazoa; Nematoda; Chromadorea; Rhabditida; Anisakidae.
AUGGGUGAACGAGUGGCGAAUCGCUAUGCGGAAUGUUUUUAUAAGAGUUUGGGGCAGGAAAUCGUUGGUCAUAGUAAGCUGAUUGAUAAGGAAAUCGAAACGUGCAACACACUUCUGAAAUGCCUCUCAAGCGAAGCACCAUAUGCGGAUUUGGUGAAUGCACCGACUUCAGAAGCACUGCUAAGACGAUUACUCAAAACUCGUCUGUGCAAUACGUAA